Molecule: messenger RNA, 7178 nt
Organism: Hirundo rustica (Barn swallow)
Lineage: Eukaryota; Metazoa; Chordata; Aves; Passeriformes; Hirundinidae
Gene: SYT13
Product: synaptotagmin 13
Exons: 6
Coding region: 345-1634 (429 amino acids)
Biological process (GO): calcium-ion regulated exocytosis; regulation of calcium ion-dependent exocytosis; cellular response to calcium ion
Molecular function (GO): calcium ion binding; clathrin binding; phosphatidylserine binding
Source: RefSeq, a predicted model, not a curated record
AGACUUUUCCCAGUGGAGCUGGAGAACAGGCUUCAAUGAAAACUGCCUGUUUGCAGCUAUAUGGAGAUUGCAGCCACUGCAAUUACUAUUUCCUCUCCCUGACCUGGAGCAGCAACUUCAUCAGCAGGAUAGAAAGGUAGCCUUGUUGCCUAGCAAAGGUGGGAUGAUUUAUCUGUGUGUCUAGAUCGGUCCCUUUUCUUUGCUGCACAAGAGAAUUGCUUUCAGACUUCCAAGGAGAAUGAAGCCAGGCUAGAAAUCUGAGUGGACGUGGGAGAGCUGCUCUCCCAGGGAGUAGAAAGAGCCACAGGGUCUCUGUGCUUUCUGUUCCUGUGCAGCGUGGGACAAUGGUUUUGUCUGCUCCAGUUAUAGCCCUGGGGGCUACCUUAGGGACUGCAACUAGCAUCCUUGCCCUCUGCGGUCUCACCUGCUUCUGCAAAUGCAAGCAACCUGCGAAAGGACUCUCAGAAAAGGACCAAGAGGAGGAGACGGAAAAUACUAAGCCCAGUGUGCUUCAGCCAGUCCAGCAAUUCAACGUUAAGAAAACUGCAGAGCCAGUCCAGCCUCGAGCACUUCUGAAGUUUCCCAACAUUUAUGGCCCCAAACCAGAAGUAACUUCACCUGAAAUUGUUAACUACACACAGUACUCUCUGAAGACAACAGAAGAACCAGCUACUGGAAAACUUACUGCUUUGGAUGAGAAUAGGAUGAAGAUACAAGUCAACGAAGAGCUGUUUGUUCUUCCUCAAAACGGUGUGGUAAAGGACGUGUGUGUCACAGAGCACCUGAAGCCCGAGCAGGCAGCCAGCGGUAGCCAGGCCCCCGAGCUGCACUAUUCCCUGGUGUACGAUCCUCAGCAGGCAGAGCUGCGCGUGGCCCUCCUGGAAGCUAUGCAUGGCAGAAUGAGUGGGGACCAAGAUGCUGGCUGCCAUUGCUACAUACUGGGAACCCUGGAGAGCAAGUCUGGUAUUGCUGAGGCCCAGACUGAGCUGAAGAAGAAGGUACUGCACACCCUUUGGGAGGAGGUGCUGCGAUUCCCAUUAACAGAGGAGGAGAUGCCAGAAGGGACACUGACUCUCACCCUGAGGAACUGUGACAAGUUCUCCAGGCACAGCAUUGUGGGGGAACUCAAACUGAACCUUGCUGAAAUGGAGGAAUCCUUUGGGAAGGCCCAGUGGGAAAGGCUAAAGAGCCCAGAGAAGGAGCCAUCCACGGGCCAUGGGGAGGUUCUGCUCUCUAUUAGCUACCUGCCAGCAGCUAAUCGUCUGCUGGUGGUGAUUAUUAAGGCUAAAAACCUCCAUUCCAAGCAGCUGAAAGACCUACUUGGCAGUGAUGUUUCUGUCAAGGUGACACUGAGGCAUCAGUCACUGAAGUUGAAGAAGAAGCAGACCAAACGUGCAAAACACAAGAUCAACCCUGUGUGGAAUGAGAUGAUCAUGUUCGAGGUGCCUCAUGAGCUCCUGCGUGCCUCCAGCGUGGAGCUGGAAAUGCUGAGCCAGGAUGGAGCUGGCCAGAGCCAUGUGCUUGGCAAGUGCAGCCUGGGUUUACAUGUCACAGGCACAGAGAGGAACCACUGGGAAGAAAUGCUGAGGAACCCCAGGAAACAGAUAGCCAUGUGGCACCAGCUCCACAUGUAGGCUCAUCGUGAUUACUGACAAGAUUCCCAUCAGGCCUCAAACCCUGGGGAAAUAAGCUGAAUUUCACCUUCCACCUUCACCUCCAUGAAAUUGCUCAGCACAGCACUCUGACUACACCACCCUUCUCUGAUCUUCCUGCCCAUUCUAGCCCAGGAAACUGUCUGGAAAAUGCAUUUAAAGGACAAUCUCUCACCUAAUCAAACGGUUGUCUCAAACAAGGGUUUGGCUGUCAGGAUGGUUUGAAUUAAUUCUAUUUGCCUGCCCACUGUCUCUUCGAGAGGUCCCUGCUUCUGUAAAAGAGCAGAGGGAAGCAGAGAAGAGCAAAGUUAUCACGGAAGUGUAAGCCCUUCAUUGGUAUCGAUUGCUGUCAUCCAAGUCUCUUGAUGAGUAUUGGCUCCAUAAUCACAAACACACAACUGUUUUUAUCAAUCACUGCUUUUCAUAAUACUCUACAAGACUGAGAAAUGAAGAUCAGAGAACUGACUGUCAUGGCAGGCACAAAGAAUCAGUAUGAAAAAGAGAGUGAAGCCAAAGUGCGGUAAAUGGAUACCUAGAAAAAGAUACAGAAUGAAGGCAGAGAACAGAGGAAGAAGAAAGGGAGACACAGUCAACACCCUCAUCCUGUGCAGCCUUUGAAGCAAACACUGCCGAGCAAGAAGUCAAAUACCUUAAUUUACUUUUGUUUCCUGGAGAGUUUGAUACCUUGUAUUUGAGAUUCAUGAAAACUGCUGAAAAUAUGAAUGUUUCAGGACCCUUUAGCAGAAUACCUGUAUCAUUUAUCUUUCUAUGGUGUCAUCCAGGAUGAUCCCAAAUAUAGACAUAAAUUUAUUGUUGAUGUUACCUCCAAAAACUUGGACCAAAUCUUUCUGUUUACUGCCAUCUUUUCUGCUUGGGUUUUUCCCAAGUUUCAAAAAUGCUAAUUAUAUUCCAGGCAACAUCUAAAAAUAGGCAAAAGAAGUGGGAUCAUUCCGUACCUCAGCUGAUAGAUGGUUUUGGUUUGACAAUUAACUAUUGCAUUCAAAUCCUCAUACCAGCAUUACUCAAAGACAACCCUUAUUAACUGCCAUGUAUUUCAUCACUUCCAGACAGAAGGAAUUCACCAACCAGACAGACUCUCUGGGGCUUGUUUUUCGUGUGCACUUUCAAGAUUUGAUGUGGCUUAAAUGUUACUUUUGACUGUCAUUUUUUUGUGUCUCUAGAUGGACUGAAAGUCUGGCAUUCACAGUGAUGAUGUCAUGACCCUAUAAGCACAAUACUUGUCCUACUACUUUUUUCCAAGUAGUAGACACAACUUUAAGGGACUUCCCUGGGGACAAGGCAUCCAAAAAUCUGGAAACUGAACCAUAUAACUUGUAGCCCUGAAAAUCUCAGAGAGCUUCAUAUUUGCAGGGUCAGAUUGCCCCUUGUUUAAAUCAAAAUACUGAGCUAAGCUUUAACUAGUAUCCAUUCCAUUCUGAUGGUGCUGUCAAGUAAGUCUAGCAGCUUGUCAAGGGAAGGCUGUCAUCCUGUUGGCAGAGGGAAAACACCACAACCAGUGUCUGAAAACUGUCUGAAGCACCAGGCACAAUGGGUUAUGAACAGGGAAGUAAAGUUCAGCUGGAAGUCAGUAACUAGUGGUGACUGGGGCUGGUCGUGACACUGACAGAGUUUAGCAGCUCCAUAAAUGACCUAGACAAUGGCACAGAGCAUGGUCUUGGCAGGUUUGUAGAUGAUGUAAAACUAGGGGUAGUAACUGGUACCCAAGGCAGUUGUGCUGACAUUCAGAGGGAUGCUGAGACAAAUGCUGGAGAAAUGGGUUAACAAGAACCUCCUGAAAUUCAAUAAGGAGAAGUGGAAAGUCCUGCACAUAAGGAAAAACAACCCCUUGCAGUGCAGGGGUGAAGGCUGAACAUCUAUAAAGGAGCUUUCCAGAAAAGGACCUGGGUGUGCUGGUGGACACCAAGUUGAACGUGAGCCAGCAGUGGGAUCUUGCAGCAGAGAAGGACAACUUGUGCUGCUUUAAGCAAUGCCAGCAGGUCAAAGGAGGGUGAUCCUUCCUUUCAGCUCAGCACCAGUGAGGGCAAUUCUGGAGUGCUGUGUCUUUUGCUGGACUCCCCAGUGCAAGAAAGAUAUGGAGUUUCUGGAAAGAGUGCAGCAAAUGGCCAUGAAAACAUUCAAGGGACUGGAGCAUCUUCUGUAAGAGGAGAUGUCGAGAGAGCUGAAACUGUUUAGGUCAAUGUGUACAGGUACCUGACCUGGGAGAGGACAAAAGAAGAUGGAGAAAGACUCUUUUCACUGGUGUCCAGUGAAAAGGGCAAGAGUCAAGGUCACAAGUUGUAAUGUAGGAAAUUCCAUUUGAACACAUGAAAAAUACCAAGAAUAAACCCCCCCUUUUUUUUUUUUUUUUUUUUUUUUUUUUUAAAACUCAGAGUAUAAUCAAAUACUGGAACAAGUUGGCAGGAGAGGUUGUUGGGGGUCCCCAUGCUUGGAGACAGUGAAAAUUUGAUGUGAUACAGCAUGAACUACCUGCUCUAGUUUAUCCCACUUUGAGCAGGGGUGAGUUUGGACAAUAUGCUCUCCAGAGGCCCUUUAUAUCCUCUGCAAUGCUAUGAUUCUGUGAAGAAACAGACAAGGUUGAUGCACACUGAAAACUGUUAUCUUUACACUUCUAUUUCUUUUGUGGGUGGUGUAGCCAGGAAUUACAGGAUCAUUUUGAAGACAGCAAUAAAGCUUUGAGCAAUCAGAGAGAGAGAAAAUCUAAGCAUGCCCAUGAAUCUUACAUCCAAUAUUUUAAUCUCUGAUAUCGAUCUAUUGGCUAGAGGGCAGGUAAACAAAAAGAAAAUUGGUUUCUUGUUUUGCUCUAUGGGUUUUUGUUUACUAACAAAAAAAGCUCUAUGUUACUGUGAGUAAACUGGACACAGAGGUCUAGUUGAUAGUAAAUUCUUAAUGCUUACUGUGAUCCUGAUUUACCUGUAGAUAUACCUAUAGGUUUGGAAUAAUAAUUUCCAUAUAAGUGCAGAAUUUAUUGGAAUGUUGGUCUAAUCCACAUAAAGGUUCCAGGCAGCACUGUGAUAUUUUUGGGGGAUGAUAAUAAGAAGGAUAACAUCACAGUAUGAUGCUAUUUGGCUGGCACUAGAAAGCCUGAAGGGCCAAAUAUUUGCCUUGCUGCCAGCUCCUCUAGCUCAGCAUCUUGCUUGUUUCACUGAGCCUUUUACAACAUCUUGAUGACUGACUGUCAACCGCAUUUUAUCUGCCUGUGCUCUGGUGAUUCUGGCACACCCUGUAAUAGAUAGCAAUCCUAUGGCAUUUAAAAGUAUAGAUCCUCAGAAUCUGACUUAGCUCUGGCAAAACAGUGUCCUCUUUUACAGCAGACAAAUACGUGUUCACAUGCUACUUAACCACAAAUCCGUCUUAGGAGCAAAGUGGUGCCAUCAGUGUUAAUGAACGGCAUUGUUUCCUCCUUUGCUGCGGUGGGAUUUAAUGGGAAAGAGAGAAGGAGUGAAAAUGCAUACAUUUUCCCCGGCUGGAUCAUUCUUGCUGUCUGGCAUUCUAGCCUGCAAAGAAUGCUCCUCGCCAUGCGCACAGCCUGAACAGAGGCUGCCAGGUGUCCCUGGGAGGAGGCAGCCGCCGGCCGGGGCUGACAGCGGGCACGUAACGGGGACAAGGAAUGCUGUGUACGUGUGGUACCCGAGGGGCAGGGACGCCCAGCACGGCCUUUUGAACUCUAACAGGAGCUGUGUGUCAUCGCAUUCCAGCGUCUGCCCAAGCCCUGCCCUCAUCCCUCCGAACGGCCUCUGCAGCAAUACCUGCGUGUCCCUGUGGUAGGUGACAACGUCAUGAAGGUAAACCCGAAAAUAUUUGGAAAUGCCAUUCUAUCAAGCAGCUCCAGCAGCGUGAGCUGUCAAAGUAUUGCUGAAGUGCCGUAAGGACAGAGGCAGACAGACCCUUGGUUUUCAGCUCCUGAAGCUGAAAAUGCAGGAGCAUCAGCAAGCACCACUGCGUAUAAAAUUAAAGGAUGCUGCUUAUAAAUUGCAUCGUAAGAGAAGAAGCAAAACCCCCUCAGCUAUGGCAAUUAAUGUUCCUAAGAUAUAUGUGUGAACAAAAGCAGCCACAAGAGUCCCCAGUGGCUAGUUAGUGGCUGGACUGAUUAUUUUGCCUGCUGUAAGCAUUAACAGGAAGAAGUUGGAAGCCAAGAGACGGCAGGGAAUAAGGAAGGAGGAAAAAGAAAAAAAAAAGAAAGAUGGUGUCAGGCAGUCUAUCUGGUCGGAAUGAAUGUUCCUUUUCACUAAAGGAGUGAAAAUUAAACUAAACUGUGUGUUUAAGGACAGGGAUUCACAAUCCCUCAUCCAGUGACAAAGCUCAAACAAUCAGAUUACUGUAAAACAGCCUGAGAAAUGCAGCUCCCUCAUCUUACCCAGCUUUGCCUGGGAAAGGUGGUAUCCUAAGGUGGCCUCUGCUCAGAGGAAGGGGCUGAGAAGCCAGAGGAAAUGGUCUGUGACUACACUGAGUUCCUUUGUUAAAAUACAGACUGUAGCAAUCUGUUGUUUUGUCUCAACCUGCCCUCAGAGGUAGAUUUUCCUCCCCAAAAAUUAUCUAGUUUGAUUUUAAGCAUUUUGUCCUACACUAGAAGGAUUAAUAAGCACAAAUCAUCAAUAGUCACUAAAAUAUCUGAGAUUUUUAUUCUCAUUACUUCCCCAGUUGUAAGGGGAGUGGUUACAGCUGCUGCCCUGUACGGGUAACAUUUUUUCAGUGCAGGGUUUUCCCCUCAAUUGUUGUACCAAAUAUCCUUGCAUGAUAAUAAGAAAUGUGUUUGCUUUGCAAAGAGGUAAUACAUCAGAAAGUAAUGGAAAAUUCCCUUCAACAGGACUGGGAAAAUUUUCAGGCUCAACUAUUCUCCCAGGUACUGAUGGGCUUUCAACACCUUGAACAGCUGUACCUUGUAUUUUGCUAGCAUCUGUCAUCAGUAUUAUCUAGUAGCAGCAUUCAAAACCACUCUUUUUUAUUCCCCAGAAUGAAGUAGGUUGUCAUUUGGGCUCUAGAAUUACAGCCUAAGGCUUGCCCAGAUUUUCCUGAUGUCGAAGAUGAGUUGACGACAAUGACAUUUAAUAAGAACUGGAAGCUAAAGUGGCUUGGACCAUGCUUCUUGCACUCUUUUAAAGGUCAGUUUGAAGUCUGAUUGAACUGAAGGGCAGAGCUUUGACAGCAAUUUUUAUGUGUUUCAGAAUUUAACUAGGUAUUAAAAUGUGUUUGGUUAAUAUGCUGAAAGACAAGCAUGAUGAGUAAAUAGUAACACUCAAUAUUAUUUCUUCUGUUUUCAAUAUGCACAAGAAAAGUAGCAAAGUGAAAUAGUGAUUUGUGGCCUUCCAGCAUGAGGGGGCUUUUCUGCUUACUUGGUCCUUUAGUGUCCCACUGAGUGUGUUUAUUGUACAGAGCCAGAUAUUGUUGUCAAAAGUCUAUAUUGUUCUCACCAUCCAAUGCACAAAAAACAGAGCACAAUGCUCAGCCAUUGUGUCUAAUAUUACAGCACAAAAUGUAAAACACUGCAAGUAAAUAAUUCCAAACUGU